Solea senegalensis (Senegalese sole) is the source of this 3221-nucleotide messenger RNA. RefSeq names its product vasopressin V2 receptor-like. Gene Ontology annotation, molecular function: peptide binding; vasopressin receptor activity. The transcript has 7 exons. Lineage: Eukaryota; Metazoa; Chordata; Actinopteri; Pleuronectiformes; Soleidae. The coding region runs from base 394 to 1944 and encodes 516 amino acids. The record is from RefSeq and is a predicted model, not a curated record. Gene Ontology annotation, biological process: regulation of systemic arterial blood pressure by vasopressin; positive regulation of vasoconstriction; G protein-coupled receptor signaling pathway. Gene Ontology annotation, cellular component: membrane.
UGCUGGUGUCGGGGGCUCAGCAUAUUGCAAGAGGGGCACAGGACGCACACGGCUGUCAAAUGGAUUAGGCAGGAAAACGGACCCACACCUCUGACUACAGUAGUGCAGGAGAAUACAGUGAAAGGAGCCGCUCGCACCUGCGACGGAACUUUGUGAGAGAGAAGCUUUGAUCUGACUUUAAUGAAAACUCACUGAUGUCCACUGCUUCAUUCACUGUCAGCGGACAGAGGCUGGACGUGACAGCGCGGAUGAUGUGAAUCUUUUCGGGGGAACUUUUCGUCACGGAGCUGCAUCUUUGAAGUGGACCAUUUGUGAUCACCGAUUGCAGAGCAAAAACACACCAAGGGUAAAGGACACGCAUGAGAAAGGCUUACCAUGCACUGAGAACAAGGAAUGGAAAGCAUCAGCGUGGACACAGACUGGGAUGGGUUAGCUCCGUCCUCUCUGGUCACUGCUGGAAGGAAUAACUUCUCAACCUCAUCCUUUUUUGUGUCUGAGCUGAACUCAUACAACACUUCUCACAGUGGGGGAUCCUUCUUCGGAAUCUUCCCCGAGAAUGGUUCCACCACCACACCUCAUACACUGCCCCAGCCCAGGUCCAGGGACCUGGGCCUGGCAAGGGCAGAGAUCGCCGUGCUCGGGGUGGUGCUGGCGUUUACCACCCUGGGGAACAGCUUUGUCCUGUGGGUGCUGCUGAGGAGGAGGAAGCAAAAUGCACCCAUGCAUGUGUUCAUGGUCAACCUGUGCGUGGCUGACUUAGUGGUGGCCCUCUUUCAGGUUCUACCCCAGCUGAUAUGGGACAUCACGGAGAGGUUUCAGGGACCAGACUUGCUUUGCCGGUCCAUCAAGUACUUGCAGAUUGUAGGCAUGUUUGCUUCCUCUUAUAUGAUAGUUGCCAUGACAGUAGACCGGCACCAUGCCAUCUGCUGUCCCUUGCAGGCCUACCGUGGGGGGGCCAUGUCCCGCUGGAACACCCCUGUCAUCAUUGCUUGGGCUCUGUCACUAAUCCUCAGCAUACCACAGGUGUUUAUCUUCUCUCGCACGGAAGUGGCUCCUGGAGAGUAUGAAUGCUGGGGUCACUUUGCUGAGCUGUGGGGGCUGAAGGCCUACAUCACUUGGAUGACGGUGGCAGUCUUCAUCCUGCCGGCUCUCAUCAUUACCAUCUGUCAGAUAAGAAUCUUCAGAGAGAUUCACAACAAUAUCUACCUGAAGUCAGAGAGGGUGGUGAUGGCUGAGAUGAAAAAGAAUGAAGUCUUUUUCCGCUUCCACGGCUUUAAAAAGGAGGAUGAGAGGAGCAGGGAGAGAGGAAGACGGACAUCCGGAGGUGGGGGCAGGGAUGGGAGAGUAGUUCAGCUGCUAAAGGGUGCGAAUAACAGCCCUCACAGUAACAUACACAACAGCCAAGUGGGUGAGUGUUAUGAAUAUGCACCACCAGCUAUUCAGUAUAACAGCUGCCAUGGUGAACAUGUAACAACAACAACAUCGCCAUCGCAGCAGCAAAUGCUGAACAGCUCCGAUUGCCAAGAGUCCUACACAUCUCACGAGCUGGCCUCAGACUCACCCCGCUGCUCCCUUGACUACGUCCCCCCUCCCCCUCCAACCGUGCCACCUCCAAGCAUCACCAAAGCCAUGUCCAAGACAGUGAGGAUGACUCUGGUCAUUGUGCUUGUCUACACGAUCUGCUGGUCACCAUUCUUCAUCGUUCAGUUGUGGGCAGCCUGGGACCCCAACCCUCCAGACCAAGGAGUGGCCUUCACUAUCCUGAUGCUGCUGGCCAGUCUGAACUCGUGCACCAACCCGUGGAUCUACACAGCUUUCUCCAGCAGCGUGUCCAGAGAGCUGCAGAAACUGCUGCACUGUUGGUCACGACCGGGCCGCCGGGGCUCGCUGCCCGACGACUCCACCACAACACACACUUCCACCACCAAGGACAACCUGUACUGACAGACACUGAUGUAGCAGAAACAUGACAUUUUUCAGAAGACCUGUAUGGGGGCAUAUGCUCAGAGCAAGGUCAAGGCCCCCACCACCACCACAACCAUCUCUACCAUGGCAGCCCGAGAACAGAAAGCGAUGACCUCCACCAGAUGUUUCCAACAACAAAGGAGCUGUACCGUCAACAUGACGUCUGUGUGUUAUCGCCUGCCUUCUGCACCUCAGCAGUAAAGAAGGGUGUCAUUGAAGAUGUCAACACCACUUUACGAGCACACCGUGGAAUAUAGAGUGGGAGUCAGCAACGGCAUCUGCAAUAUAAAAUGUCCUUGAGAGUAAAGACAUUUUCACCCCUGUUGUAUAAGCCUGCUGCAUUGAUCUGUAUGAGAAACUCAGCCCUGCGCAGACAGAGCAGAGCAGCAGGAAUGCAAAGGGUGGAUCACCACAUUAAUAAUUUUACGGCACGCCUAAUGUACAAGGCAGAAGACAAAGCCGUGGGAGCAGUGAAAACAAACCAGAAGGCGACAGGAGAGAGCGAGAGAGAAAGACAGAGAGAACGAGACUGCUGUUGGACAGAGAACAGACGGGGGAUGACUUGGAUGUUCCAGCUGCAGGAGUCGUCCUAAGGAACAUUGUGGUUGAAAUCUAAUAAUGUGAACAAACUUUGUUAAAUCUAAGAAAGUAGAUUAGGGAUGGUGGAUACUUGAGUCUGAAUUCAUAUUCGCUCAGGAGAAAUCAGGUUCUAAUAAAACAAUAGUGAUUUGUGAGCAGGAUGGUAGGACAUUAUGUGUGGACAGUGCAGUGCAGUACAGUCAACACACACACACACGCCUCCCCCUUAUAGUAUCGGAGUAUUGUGGAUGAAUCUGCACACAAAGGAACAGAAGUUGAGGGUCAGGCCCUGGACAAUUCAGGUUUCCACAACCAAUGUGUUUUGUACAAACACGACAUACAAGGUACACAAAAUUGCCUUCCUGUCUUUAUGCCGUGAAAUUAUGAAGCACGAAGACACAGGAAGGAAAACCAACAGUAAACACUCAGCAGCAUUCCAUGGACAACGAUGAGCUCUGUAACAUGUAUUUAUUGACAAUGUAAGGCACAUUAUUAUAUUAUGUUACAUUUUAUGUAAGAUAAAUGUUGAAUGUAUAUCACACAAACACAAUGGUCCGAUAUGUGUAAGAGAAACAAGGAGAUGCCAAACCAAAGUUGUUGUUUGUUUUUUUUUGUUUUUUUUGAAAGCUGCACUGUUCCAGGUCUUAACGGUAGAGCUAUUGCAAAGUGUAUCAAAG